Molecule: messenger RNA, 1942 nt
Organism: Brassica napus (rape)
Lineage: Eukaryota; Viridiplantae; Streptophyta; Magnoliopsida; Brassicales; Brassicaceae
Product: monodehydroascorbate reductase, chloroplastic/mitochondrial
Exons: 17
Coding region: 219-1700 (493 amino acids)
Cellular component (GO): cytoplasm
Molecular function (GO): oxidoreductase activity, acting on NAD(P)H; flavin adenine dinucleotide binding
Source: RefSeq, a predicted model, not a curated record
AAAAUCGCAACUCUUGUUUAUAAUUUUCUUGGUUAUAAUCGAAAAGCAAAAAGACAAGUCAGCUCCAUCUUUCCAAUAAUCCUCUCUCCUUGAUCAAUCGCAAUAUCGAAAAACUCUUUUAGCCUUUUAUGCCCUUUAGCUUUGUUCUAGAGCCAAUACUACAGGGAGACUCACACUUGCUUCAAAUAAUUUAAUUAUUUUCGGCUCUUCUUAUAAAAAUGUCUCCAGUUCGAGGAGCCAUGGCGUUAGCAUCCACCACGUUGCCAGCGAAGACCGGAUUGUCUCUUUGGUGUCCCACUUCUCCCUCCCUCGCUCGCCGUCAUCCCGCUCGGUUUUCUCCGAUUGGUUCCAGAAUCGCCUCCAGAGGCGUCGUCACUGCUUCCUUCGCCAACGAGAAUCGCGAGUUUGUGAUAAUUGGGGGAGGAAAUGCGGCGGGGUAUGCAGCUAGGACCUUUGUAGAAAACGGAAUGGCCGAUGGUCGCCUUUGUAUUGUCACCAAAGAGGCUUACGCGCCUUAUGAGAGACCUGCCUUGACAAAAGCUUACUUGUUCCCUCCAGAGAAGAAGCCUGCUCGUCUUCCAGGGUUUCAUACUUGUGUUGGAGGUGGUGGAGAGAGGCAAACACCAGAUUGGUACAAGGAGAAAGGGAUUGAGAUGAUAUAUGAAGAUCCAGUGACUGGAGCUGAUUUUGAAAAGCAAACCCUCACAACAAACACUGGGAAGCAGUUGAAAUAUGGAUCCCUAAUUAUCGCUACAGGGUGUACAGCCUCUAGGUUCCCAGAUAAAAUUGGUGGAAACUUGCCUGGGGUUCACUAUAUUCGGGAGGUUGCAGAUGCUGAUUCACUUAUUUCAUCUCUGGGAAAGUCAAAGAAAGUUGUCAUUGUUGGUGGUGGCUACAUUGGCAUGGAGGUUGCUGCUGCUGCUGUUGCGUGGAACCUAGAUACAACGAUUGUAUUCCCCGAAGAUCAGCUUUUGCAAAGACUGUUCACUCCAUCACUUGCUCAGAGAUAUGAAGAACUCUACCGUCAAAAUGGUGUUAAGUUUGUCAAGGGCGCUUCGAUAAAUAACUUAGAAGCAGGUUCGGAUGGGCGUGUAACAGCUGUUAAGCUUGCCGAUGGGUCUACAAUUGAGGCAGACACGGUUGUGAUCGGAAUUGGAGCUAAGCCUGCUAUUGGCCCCUUUGAAACUUUGGCCAUGAACAAAUCUAUUGGAGGUAUUCAGGUUGAUGGCUUGUUCAGGACAAGUACCCCUGGCAUUUUUGCUAUUGGAGAUGUUGCAGCCUUCCCAUUGAAGAUAUAUGAUCGGAUGACCCGAGUUGAACAUGUUGAUCACGCCCGCCGUUCUGCACAACACUGCGUGAAAUCUCUGCUCACCGCACACACUGACACAUACGAUUAUCUCCCGUAUUUCUACUCCAGAGUAUUCGAGUAUGAAGGCAGCUCAAGAAAAGUUUGGUGGCAGUUUUAUGGGGAUAAUGUGGGAGAAACAGUUGAAGUUGGCAACUUCGAUCCCAAGAUCGCUACCUUCUGGAUUGAUUCUGGCAGGUUGAAAGGUGUUCUUGUAGAAAGUGGUUCUCCAGAGGAGUUUCAGCUUCUCCCAAAGCUAGCAAGAAGUCAGCCAAUUGUCGACAAGGCUAAACUCGCCAGCGCAUCUUCAGUGGAAGAAGCCCUCGAGAUUGCUCAAGCCGCUCUACAGAGUUAAGAGAGUUGAUGAAUUUUAUAAUAGCUUUCGGUUUCAGAGAAAGCAAGCAAGAAACAUCUUUAUUCUCGGUGAAAGUAUUCAUCUUUCCAUUGAAAAUGGUUUUAUAGAGAGCACUCUUGUCAAUAAUCUGCAUGAAUAAGUUGUCGCCUCUUUUUCAGAAUUCAUAUUUUGCUCAUAACAGAGCUUGCUCCACAUAAAUUCGCAUGAUAGUCUAAUAUUGAGAUUUAAAGUUUUUUUUUUAA